Spirometra erinaceieuropaei is the source of this 1281-nucleotide messenger RNA. The record is from the annotation of a GenBank genome assembly. NCBI's taxonomy places the organism in Eukaryota, Metazoa, Platyhelminthes, Cestoda, Diphyllobothriidea, Diphyllobothriidae.
AUGCAUCAGCCGCCUCCCAACUCAGCCACAGCCCCCAACGCGCCGCCGCAAAUCAGCGUGAAUGGGACUCAACUGCAAGUGGUAGAGAACUUCCCGUACCUGGGCAGCACGCUCUCCCGCAACACCAAGAUCGACGACGAAGUCGCCAACAGGAUCUCGAAAGCCAGUCAAGCCUUCGGUCGCCUCCACAGCACAGUUUGGAACCGUCAUGGUCUCCAACUGAGCACAAAGCUGAAGAUGUACAAGGCCGUCAUCCUGCCGACGCUACUGUAUGGAGCGGAGACCUGGACGGUGUACACGAGGCAGGCACGUCGACUAAACCACUUCCACCUCAGCUGUCUCCGCCGCAUUCUGAGGCUGAACUGGCAGGAUCGAAUCCCCGACACGGAAGUACUGGAACGAACGGGAAUCUUCAGCAUCUACGCCAUACUGAGACAAAUGCAGCUGCGCUGGAGCGGCCACCUGGUGCGCAUGGAUGACGAGCGUCUACCCAAACGACUCUUCUACGGAGACGUCGCGACGGGUUCUCGCCGUCAAGGAGGCCAGAUUCGCCGUUACAAGGAUACCCUGAAGUCCUCCCUGAAGCGCCUGCAAAUCAACCCGACCAACUGGGAAGAGCUCGCUCGCGAUCGCCCGACAUGGAGGAGAACAGUGAAGACGGGCGCUGCUAUCUACGAAGCCAACCGCAUCGCAUCCGCCAAAGUGAAACGCGAAGCCCGCAAAUCACAACUUCGCCCAGUCCGCAACGCCGCCGUACAACCUCUCUCUACGUGUCCUCGAUGCCACCGGACAUUCCGGGCACGAAUCGGACUUGUUGGACAUCUUCAGAUCAACUGCACCUCUCGAACUGCUCUAGCCAUCGUCCCCCCGCCCGCCUCUUCCUCAUCCUCUCUGCCGCCAACUAACUCUGACACUCCUCCUGCACCACCACUUCCAUCCUCGUCGUCCUCCUCCCUCUCCACUGCCCCAGCGACGGCUGUUCAGACUGCUGUCUCACACAUCACCAACCCCAACACAACGACAGACAUCACCUCUCCCACCUCUCCCGAUACCACUGAUGAGGAUCAGGACUACACCUUCCGUCACUGUGACCGCACCUUCACCUCACACAUCGGCCUGGUCAGUCACUUGCGAAUCCAUCGCACAGAGACUGGCGAACCAGUGCCUGGAGCACCAACCUACACCCACCGCACUCGCCUCCACUGCCCACACUGCCCUCGCACCUUCAGGCAUCGCAUGGAUCUAUUCGGCCACAUGCGAAUCCACGACGACCUGCGGUAG